Marasmius oreades (fairy-ring Marasmius) is the source of this 3989-nucleotide messenger RNA. RefSeq lists its product as uncharacterized. The transcript is spliced from 10 exons. The record is from RefSeq and is a predicted model, not a curated record. Bases 121 to 3861 code for a protein of 1246 amino acids. NCBI's taxonomy places the organism in Eukaryota, Fungi, Basidiomycota, Agaricomycetes, Agaricales, Marasmiaceae.
GAUUGUUCUAACCACCAUCAUCGGGUCCGUGCAUAUUAACAUGCUAUGACCUUAUUAUCAAUUUAACACCACAGACUUAAGAGAGUCGAUGAUAUAGUCUGUUAGCACCUACGCUCUAAAAUGAAUGUCGAACGUCGGUUUGGCACACGGACUACCAAGGAGAAUAUUUUGCCGAAUGAUUCGGUUACCACUCAACCCCACGGACUAGGGACGAACAUGAAAAACAAAGUGAACCUCUCUCAAACACCUCAGUCCAGUCAAUCGGUCGAAAACGAACCAGCCGAUGAAACCAUCUUCCGGUCCCCAUUGAUUACAAUCCUGGCAUCUCUAGACUAUUCUCGCCCCGUGUCACAACGCAUCUCAUGCCAUGACCUUGUUGACGCUUACUCUACCAUCACUCUUGGAUUGAAGACAAAUAUCGUCAACGACUCGAGCCUCGAUCCGAAUAGUCUCGGACUCCCUAUGAAGCCACAGGCUUCUGAGUUUGUUUGUGCAGUCAGGAGGGACUCUAAGAGUGUACUCUAUGGACCAAGUUCAGACGAACAAACCGAGAGUGUCCCAGUAAGCGAGAACGAAGUACAGACAGCAUGGAAUACCGCCACAUUGAGCAAUCAUGCGCUACGACUGGUAUCGGUGAUAUUCGGCUUCCCGCACCUUCAAAGCUUCUUCACAGUCAAACACCUUACUUCCCUCCUUGACGAUGUCCUGACUAUAUUGCUCACUCAAUCUCUACCAACGCCAAAUGCAUCUCGGACUCAUGGUUUACUUCUGUGGAUUCUUCAAGUCCAGAAGCUGAAUACAUCCAUCAUUAUUACUCGCCAAGAGAAGAUUCUGCAGGUCACAGACCUUGCUCUGCGAGGCGUUUACCAAGGAAAUCACUCGGUCAUCGAUGGCCUUAAGAUAAUGGCCAGGUUUCUGCACAAAUCACAGAAGGAAAUCCAGCAUUACUUCUGCCACCAUUUCGACAAAAUCCUACCGUUCCUCGUCUCCGCGUCUCCUGCCCAACGUUUCUAUGCAACCAGCGUUCUCAGUGCUUUUGCCUAUGCAAAAAUAAACAAGAACAUCGAACCAGAACAUUACUUUCCGCUCCGCGACAGGCUCCACUCCUUCCUCCGCAUUCAAUCGGGUACAGAAGCAAAUCCUGAGCCUCGGUUGACAGAUUUCCUCCAGCAGGCUUUGGUGCCAGGGAGAUCUCGUUUUGAAGGGGCCCAGUGGGCAGUUGUCACCAUUGCUUCCAUCAUCGUAUUGUUGGACGGUUCAACUUUCAACAGCGGUUGGGCAGCAACAACCAUAAAAAUGUUCGGAUUGAUCCACAAAAUAUCUACCAUCGAUGCAAUGAUACCUCUUAUCUGGAACUGUUUGAUAUGGUCAUUUUCCAGACUUCCGUCGAACCAGAAGAGUAGAUAUAACGCGUUUGACGUCUUCGGUCAGGAGGUCCGAAGAGGCAAUGGAAAUGCUCUCGUCGCUACCCUACUACGCUGCAUGUCGCUCAGUGAUACACCCGAUCCCGAUUGCGUUCUGUCGGACGCUCUACUCGUCGUUGAUGCUAUGGCCGGCCAUCAGGAUACAGACACUCGAAGGCAAGGGCUGGAACUCCUUUACAAGUUAUCAAGCGGAGGAGAUUCGGCGAACCCCCCUGGCGAGGACCUUACUUUCCUUCUUAACCCAAUUCUCUUUGACGGUACGGUUCUGAACACGAAAUCUGGACUAGAAGCGAUUGUUCGAAAAAUAAAACCCGUGGAGGCCACGUUAGCACGGUGCUUGACAGAGAUGGAGGUCCAACAACAUUGGGAUAGCUUGCUGGGUAUAUGGAGCAAGUCAUUGUUGGCCGCACUGGAAGUCCCAGAGCCAGAUAUCCAAGGAAUUUUCUUUGACAUUUGGCAAUUUCUGCUGCUUGUUCCCACACAGCUCACACCACAGCAAUGCCAUCUCACUGCCUCGACUGCGUUCGUAAACGAAGCUUCAGAUAUGGUUUUACGCUUCAUAAAUCACGGACUCGUUUCAAGAGCUGAGAAGCAACAGCUCUUCGUCGUUCAGCGUUUAUGGGACACAUUACACCGUGUUUUCACACCUCAAGACCUGAUCCAGCCCUCCAAAGCACUUCUGAAGGCCGUUAUCAGACGCAACUUUAGCAUCGAGAAUGGUGCUACGUUAUCUCAGUGGAUAAUACUCUGUCACGCGUUGUCGUCUAAUCGGUCAGCAGAACUCCGGAUAGAUUUCAGUGAAAGCUGGGUGAUCAUUGCGCAAAUUGUGCUACAGAACAACUACUGUCCAGACCGUCUGAUUGCCUUCCUCAGGCUUCCUUUGACGCUUUCGUUCGCGAACGAAGAUUACGUGCAGUCGUUUGGCGAUCUUCUCCGUAGUUCUGACGAAGUCUCCCGAGCGUUCCAGGGAAUCACGACCUCCGUUACGGCUUUUUGGGGUCACUUGUGGCCAGAAAGAUGCUACUCACCGUCAUCCUACCCUCAUUUGGUUCAUUGCAUCUUUCAAUCCAUCGACAGAUACGCAACCCCUAUUUCGCUCGAAGACCGACAAUUACUUAACUCAAUUCUUUCCGAACUGCAUCCCGCUCACCUUUCUGCAGACGCCUGCGUCUUACCUCUGAAAUAUGUCGCAUUAGCAGGCCAUAUAGUGUCAGCAACACCUGACGAACACCUACUUACUACGUUAUCUUUCUUAUCAGACUUUCUGACCACUUGGAUUCAGGACAAGUCUAGAGUCGUCGCUGACGAUGAAUACAAUCGAGCUAUCGUUCCGGUCUACUGCACAAUCGUACAAAGACUAUCCACCUUUGAAGCAUCGACCACCAUCAUGAAAGAUCUCGAUUCGUUAUUGAUUUCACCCCUCGAGCGAUGCCCGCACCCUGGUCGAGCCACGCAAGCAUUCAUAAAGUUCUGGAGAGAAACUUACCAUCAUCGUACACCGGAGUUCUAUCCUCAUUAUUCCGAAGACCUUAAGGAGGCUCUGAAAUGUUUAGACAUCGUAUUUCGCGUUGGUUUCACUCAGGCGUUUUCUCUCUCAACUGACUCUCAAAUCGAGGACGAAUCGUUCAUUGUCCCCGAAACAAUACCCACGCCAUCUCCCCAGCGUCCUUCGACCACAGCGAGACCACAACUACCACCGAUUACUACCUCAUCGUCGCCUAGCCAUCGCAAUCACCAAUCCAUUAACAUAUCCAGUGUAAAUGCUGAGAUAUCUACGGACUCGAGAAAGCGCAAGGCAGAAAGUCAAACUUCCGGCCAGACAACUAGAACUAGGAAACGCAAAGCGAUGGUCAUGGAAUGCGUACAGCUUUCCCACAGGAAUCGUACCGUGACGCAAGGGACGAAACGGAGCUGUGAGAGCCAAUUAAUGACUCCAGAACCUUCGAGAUAUAGUUCUGAAUCUCCAUUCCGAAAUCGACUGAUUGUGGAACCCGACACAGAACCUGACAAUGAUGGACACGAACUCAAUGUUGACAACUAUGACUGGGAUAGAGGGAACGUGUCUAUUAGCGAUGUAAAGGAGGCACUUGGGGAUGGUAUGACCCAGGUUCCUAAACAGUAUCCGCACGGUAGGCUUGAAGCAGCCUCCCCAACCUCGGUCUCACGACCGAACAAACGACGCCGACAAGAGGAUUUUCAAUCCGACACAGUGAUUUCGACGACGUUAAUUCGUCCAGAACCCAUCGGUAGGGCAAGGACUGUACCGACAGGCAGCAUCUUCGUUUCGGAGUUGCAACGUCUCCAUCAAUCCUUCAAUGAUACGAUGUCCGUGCAGGACCUGCUGCAAGCGCAGCGGCUGAUUCAUAGCUUCGGAACGAGCAUUAGCCAGGCUUUGGAGAAACAGAUUGGUGGUAAUGCCACGGACGCACAAGAUUAAAAAAGUUAAUAACUUAUUCUGCUAUUUAUGUCUUUCUAUGUAUGCUAUCCGAGUCCAUCCAUGUUAACCGAGAUGUAGCUUUUACUGAGCGGUUACAGUAGUCAAACAUCGUCGACCUUUCUUUUACC